CCUGCCGCUGGUUUCGCAAUUUGAGAUACUCCCCGCGGACGACGUCCAUGGACUCUGGUCCAGUGCUGCGAAACAAACAUUACUCAAAGGAAUAGUGCCAAAGAAAAAGUACCGACUAUUGAAUCAUGCACUUUUCGACUACCCUCAGCUUGUCUUUACAGGCCCAAGCCACCGAAAUUAAACGCCCAGCCAUGCAAUCUGCGAAUUCUGCUUCGUCUGUGAGACCAAUAGUACGAACACGAGGCAGAGACGUGCCUUUGACUGCAGGAUCACACUGUUUCAGCGCAUAGGCUUUGGUAGCCUUUAGCAGACUGUCCUCUUCCCGACGAGAGAGUGCGUUCAUCAGCGUUGAGUGCCAAGUCGGGACGGUGUCGGCCGAAUCCGAAACAUUCGCCGACCAAUGAUGAUGUAAUUUGAAUUCCUCUUGCUGUCAUUCGACCUUGUUGGUCCUGCACCAUAGCCUCUUCAGGUGCACUAUCAGCAAUGCAUUCUCUCGUGAGACCAACACGACUUCGUUCUCUUCCUCAAGUCCGAUUUCUUGCAACGCCGUCGUCCCCUGCCAAACCAAAUUUUAGAGAAGCAUUGGCAUCUGGACCUUCGCUAGAUGAGUUCAUUUCGGGAGAGGCUCCUGAACGUGUUAUGCUCGGAAAUGCUCGAGGCCCCCGUCUUCCGUCAUACCUCAAAACUUCUAUUCCCUCGGGUGCCUCAUUUACUAAGAUCAAGAAAGACCUAAGAGGAUUGGGUCUUCACACUGUGUGCGAAGAGGCUCGCUGUCCCAAUAUUGGUGAUUGUUGGGGUGGUAAAGAAGGUGCUACGGAGGCAGAGGGCCGAAGUGCAGCUACUGCUACCAUAAUGCUCAUGGGUGAUACAUGUACCCGCGGCUGCAGAUUCUGCUCUGUAAAGACGUCUCGCGCACCGCCGCCUUUGGAUCCACAUGAACCGGAGAAUACUGCCGAGGCCAUCAGUCGAUGGGGUUUGGGCUAUAUCGUUCUUACGAGUGUCGAUAGAGAUGAUCUCGCUGACGGUGGCGCCCACCAUUUCGCAGAAACUAUACGGAAGAUUAAGCAAAAAGCGUCUCAUAUCUUGGUUGAAGCGUUAACCGGAGAUUUUGCCGGCUCCCUACCUCAUGUAUCCCUUGUCGCGAAAUCUGGGCUCGAUGUAUAUGCCCAUAACAUUGAAACAGUUGAAGCUCUGACACCGUAUGUCCGGGAUAGACGGGCGACAUUCAGACAGAGUCUGAAAGUGCUAGAACACGCCAAACAAGAAGGUGUCCGAAUAACGAAAACAAGUAUCAUGCUUGGUGUUGGUGAAACAAGCGACCAGAUUUUAGAUGCAUUGCGAGAGCUUCGCAAGGUCUCUGUAGACGUUGUAACUUUUGGCCAGUAUAUGCGUCCGACCAAACGACAUAUGAAAGUAGACCGUUAUGUUGAACCUGCAGAAUUUGAGCGGUGGAAGCAAGUCGCCGAGGACAUGGGUUUCUUGUACGUUGCUAGUGGACCGUUGGUUCGCAGCAGUUACAAGGCCGGUGAAUUUUACAUCGAGAAUAUACUGCGUGGGAAGGGUGCUGAGAAUAGAGCGAAACGCCACCUUGCUACUUCGUCGCCGGAGAAUUUGGGUGCCGAUCUACGAUGACAUACAUGGCGUUCUGUAUAUCUACUACA
Desarmillaria tabescens is the source of this 1661-nucleotide messenger RNA. RefSeq lists its product as uncharacterized. The record is from RefSeq and is a predicted model, not a curated record. Lineage: Eukaryota; Fungi; Basidiomycota; Agaricomycetes; Agaricales; Physalacriaceae. Gene Ontology annotation, molecular function: lipoate synthase activity; 4 iron, 4 sulfur cluster binding. The coding region runs from base 484 to 1632 and encodes 382 amino acids. Gene Ontology annotation, cellular component: mitochondrion. Gene Ontology annotation, biological process: lipoate biosynthetic process. The transcript is spliced from 7 exons.